AUGGCGCCCAAAGUUGCAAUUAUUUAUUAUUCGAUGUAUGGCCACAUCGUUAAAAUGGCUGAGGCUGAGAAAGCUGGCAUUGAAGCUGCUGGUGGUACUGUCGACAUCUUCCAGGUUGAGGAGACCCUUGAUCAGGGAGCACUAAAAGCGAUGAGCGCCCCUUCGAAGGCCGACUACCCCGUUGCUACUCCCGAAUUUAUCAAAAAUCAAUUCCCAACAUACGACGCAUUUUUGUUCGGAAUUCCCACUCGAUAUGGGAACUUCCCUGCUCAAUGGAAAGCAUUCUGGGACCGAACCGGCGGGCUGUGGACAUCAGGCGCCCUCUGGGGCAAAUAUGCUGGAGUCUUCAUUUCCACUGGAACCCCUGGUGGUGGUCAGGAGUCUACCGCUAUUGCCUCCAUGAGCACUCUUGCUCACCACGGCAUUAUUUAUGUGCCACUGGGUUAUAAAACCGUUUUCCCAAUCCUCGCCAACCUAGAUGAGGUCCGAGGAGGUUCUCCUUGGGGUGCCGGAACCUUUGCAGGACCCAUUGGCCAACGCCAGCCAUCAAGCCUUGAACUCGAACUUGCAACUGAGCAAGGCAAGGCCUUCUAUCAGGCGGUCUCCAAGGUCAACUUCCAAUGACUACAUGGUAGCGAGGCGGGGGCUGCCACGAAUGGCGCGACUGAGACAGUCCCUGGCACUAAGGCGAAGCCUGCGGGUGAGGCCGCAAACACAUCGGCUUCGACUGGCGGAGCAUCAGGGCCUAACAAGGAGGAGAAGCGCGAGAAGGAAGGCCCGUGUGGUCUGCCCGCAAAGUGUUCUAUCCUUUAAAUAAUAACGUUGAGUGAAAUAAAUGCCACAGAUUGUUUG
Messenger RNA from Xylona heveae TC161, 852 nucleotides. RefSeq names its product benzoquinone reductase. The record is from RefSeq and is a predicted model, not a curated record. The coding region runs from base 1 to 624 and encodes 207 amino acids. The transcript is spliced from 4 exons. Lineage: Eukaryota; Fungi; Ascomycota; Xylonomycetes; Xylonales; Xylonaceae. Gene Ontology annotation, molecular function: NAD(P)H dehydrogenase (quinone) activity; FMN binding.